Messenger RNA from Lentinula edodes (shiitake mushroom), 1569 nucleotides. Its product is annotated as chaperonin 10-like protein. Gene Ontology annotation, molecular function: zinc ion binding; L-iditol 2-dehydrogenase (NAD+) activity. Gene Ontology annotation, biological process: D-sorbitol catabolic process. The transcript is spliced from 9 exons. The coding region runs from base 124 to 1335 and encodes 403 amino acids. Lineage: Eukaryota; Fungi; Basidiomycota; Agaricomycetes; Agaricales; Omphalotaceae. The record is from RefSeq and is a predicted model, not a curated record.
AAUGAUCAUCGGGUACACGAUCCGUGGGCUCGGACCGAGCCUGUCUUCUUAAAUCGAGCAGGAACUUCACUCAAAUGAUUUUCCCCCCUCUUUUAAAUCCACAAUCUACACACCUGAUCGAAUAUGUCGAACACCCAGCUAGAGAACCCGGCAUUAUACGAUCCCCGUAAGGUGCUUGAUCACCCAGACUUUCGUGUCUUGACCUCUGGAGAGAAGCCAUCAAAGGAGUCCAACAUUGCAGCAUUCUAUAAUCCUGCGCAUGAAAUCCAUUUGGUUGAGAAACCCAAGCCUAAACCCGGUCCAGGACAGGUACUCAUCCAUGUCCGUGCUACCGGCAUCUGUGGGAGUGAUGUCCAUUUUUGGAAGCAUGGACGAAUUGGUGACUCGAUGAUCGUAACGGAUGAAUGUGGCUCUGGUCAUGAAUCUGCUGGAGAAAUCAUUGAAGUAGGCGAAGGAGUUACUGAAUGGAAGGCAGGCGAUCGAGUAGCUAUGGAAGUCGGCGUUCCUUGCUCUCAACCCUCUUGUAAUGCAUGCAGAACGGGCCGUUAUAAUGGAUGCCCAGAUGUGGUGUUCUUCUCCACCCCUCCGUAUCAUGGAACGUUGACCCGGUGGCACGUUCACCCUGCGAAGUGGCUACAUCGUCUCCCAGACAAUGUUUCUUUUGAGGAGGGCUCCUUGUGCGAACCUCUUGCUGUAGCGUUAGCGGGUAUCGAUCGUGCUGGACUUCGUCUCGGGGACCCUGUUGUCAUAUGUGGUGCUGGCCCUAUCGGCUUGGUAUCCCUUCUCAGCGCCAGAGCUGCAGGCGCAGAACCCAUCGUCAUCACUGAUCUUUUCCAAAGCCGCUUGGAUUUCGCCAAGUCUUUAGUUCCUGGAGUACGCACUGUGCUCAUUGAUAGAAAUGCGACUCCGAAAGAUCAAGCCGAAUUGAUCAAGAAGGCUGCGGGUGGUCCUCUACAACUCGCUCUCGAAUGCACGGGUGUCGAGAGCAGCAUACAUACCGCCAUAUUUGUGAGUAAUCAACUUGACUACCCGUUAAUAAUAACCGAUUUAAAACAUUCCCAGUCUGUUGGCUUUGGUGCUAAAGUCUUCAUUAUAGGUGUUGGAAAGAACGAGCAAUUGUUCCCCUUUAUGCACCUCAGUGCUAACGAAAUCGACAUUCAAUUCCAAUAUCGAUAUGCCAAUCAGUACCCGAAAGCAAUCCGUUUGAUUGCAGGUGGCCUGAUUAACGUCAAGCCUCUAGUCACUCAUCGCUUCGCUUUAGAAGAAGCAGUCGCAGCAUUCCACGUUGCCGCCGAUCCUGCGCAAGGCGCUAUCAAAGUGCAGAUCCAGGAUUAACCCCACUCUUCUGCUCACGUUGAUGGUAUAUAGGUGGUAAUACAACAUGAAAUACAGUACGCCCUAGAUACAGUAAAAAUUAAGCACAAUUAACGGAAAGCGUAAACAACGAGAGCCAACAAAGAACAAAGUAAAAAUCAUAGGGUUGUCAUUAUCAGUAUAUUCUUAACCAUCGGAACUGGGAGUCCCAGCCUUCUUUGAUGUCCUUGACUUCCUUUUUGCCUUAGCCUGCAU